AUGAUCAAGUGCGGGAAGUCACCCGACACCUUCAAGAAGGCGUACGAGAUCAUUGAACUGCUGGAUCAGGACAUCGUGUCGAUCCACAACGGCUUCGGCUUCGACCUCACGAGGAUUACGGCGCACGUCUCCUUCCCCAACGGCACCACAAUCGUCGACUCCAUAUACAACAUCGACAAGUACCUGAAGUCCGGGUGGUCAUCAAUCUCGUCGGCCAGCAUGUUGAACGAUCUCGACCUGCCCCGCAAGCUGAACGUCGACUAUAUGGUGGUGAAGCUGAACAAGAAGUACGAUGUGUCGAAGAUGUUGGUCUGCAACAUCAGGGACCUCAACCUUCACGCCCUCGUCGUCGAGUACAUAUCGAGUUGCGACAGACUCUUCGCGUUGGCUGGGAUAUCAAGAAGCACGUUCUGGGACACCAUCGCCGACAACUUGGGUCAGAUAGUCUUCUGCUACAUCGCGUCCGUCUCCAUUUCGAUCAACAUGGGCCUGGAUAUGAGCACCGUGUUCAGCUCCGUGGUGAUCGGCGGCAACUCCCUCCACGGCUCGAUCAUUCCCAUGCUGAUGGUCUACAUAGACUGUUGCGUCUCGUCGAGGAGCAUCAAAUUCCUUUGCGAGAAGGCGUUGAUCGACAGGUCCAAGUUCCCUGACGCCAUUGAGACCAACAACGUGGUCGACUCCGGGGAAAAGGUUUUGAUGAAGGACAGCACCGAGUACAUGUACAUCAUCAAGGGGAAAUCCACGUUGCUGAACACGGCGUGA
Messenger RNA from Colletotrichum karsti, 762 nucleotides. RefSeq lists its product as uncharacterized. Bases 1 to 762 code for a protein of 253 amino acids. NCBI's taxonomy places the organism in Eukaryota, Fungi, Ascomycota, Sordariomycetes, Glomerellales, Glomerellaceae. The record is from RefSeq and is a predicted model, not a curated record. The transcript is spliced from 3 exons.